Molecule: messenger RNA, 1853 nt
Organism: Podarcis lilfordi (Lilford's wall lizard)
Lineage: Eukaryota; Metazoa; Chordata; Lepidosauria; Squamata; Lacertidae
Source: the annotation of a GenBank genome assembly
AAUAGGAAGGUGACCGCCUGAGUGAUGAAGACCUGUAUAAGUUUCUUGCGGAUAUGAGAAGGCCAUCUUCUGUUCUACGGAGGUUGAGGCCUAUCACAGGUAUUUUGGUGAUCUUUCUGAGAAGGCUGAGGCCUUUUUUUAGUUUAGUAGCCACUGAUACCUUGAAUGGCUUCAAUUUUGUUUCUGUAUCUGUUUAAGUAUUUUGUUCUUCAGUAAGAGUACUGUAUGUGGGUCCAGUAAACCAUUUUAUAACACAUGAGUAGCUUCCAUGAGAUUCAAACAUUGGACAGAGAACUAAUUCCUUAUUUUUCCAUAGCUUAUCAGUGCUGAACUAGAAAAGUAAUAUUACAAAUUAAUCUUGUUUUCUCCCACUAUUCCUCUGAAACUGUUGUUUAUGUGGCUGGCUCCCUUGGUUUUUUUGGAUCUGAACGACUCAGAUUUCGGCCCCCAGGAGGAACAAAGUCUGAGAGGCCUUAUGAGUCAUUCUUGAUAGCAGCAAUUAUUUUUCCAACAAUGCCUUAAGCAAGUAAAACCUCUUCUGGAGAUUGACAACCCUAACCUUCCAGUAUAUUAUUUGCUGUUGCGCCAAAUUCCUUCUUUUGGAAAAGAAUUGUAAAUAUUUACUUUCUUGCCUUUUGACUAUUAAACUCAAAUAGGUAUUACAAGUAAAGCCCCCAAACUGAUCAGAUCUUAAAACAAUUUUACUAACCUUUUGACACAAGGCUGGAAAGUUGUUUCUCCUCUUCUUUCUGACUUAGCACCUGGCCGUGGCAGGCUGGCAGAUAGACCAGUGAUCAGACAGGCUGCCAGUGGACUGGUGAUCAGACUCAAGAUAAGGCAGCUACCUAUGUUCCUAUUAAAACAUACAUGAGCAAGUGGUCUUUCAGAAAGCGAAACUCUUACUUUUUUUAAUGCAGAACAAGAAAAUAUUUAAUGGCACGCUUUUAAAAUAUAUAAAUAAAAAGAAGGGUGUUAAACAUUAUUUUCUUGUUUUCCAAAGCAGUAGCUCUACUUACUAACUAGAAGCAUAUUUUUAAGUGAUUAAGCAGCAACAUUGUUAUGUUAACACUACACACACAAACGAUAACACUAUAUCACUAUAUUAUCCCAACACUGCUACUAUAUCAUGAUGCCUGCCUACCUAUGCAAAGCAACAUUAGAACUUGGUGGCUAAAAGGGGGGAAAGGACCAUAUUUUGUAAAGUUUUCCUGAUUCACCACCUGGUGAUGAUUGUUAUUCAUCAUGGGCAGCCAGGCAAAUGGUUGCUUACCAGAUUGGUUAUACUGCUAAUUUUUCUUCAUAGCUCAAUUGAAGAUAGACAUUUCUCCAGCCCCAGAAAACCCACAUUACUGUCUAACGCCAGAGUUGCUGCAAGUCAAACUUUACCCUGAUAGCAGAGUACGACCAACAAGAGAGAUCCUGGAGUUUCCUGCAAGGGAUGUUUAUAUUCCAAAUACAACAUACAGGUAAGAGUGGAAUUUAGAUUUUAAUUAGUUCACACAGUGCAUGGUGCUCUCUUUCAUCCAGAUGCAGUGAUUGAGGCAGAUCACACAGAGAUUGAUGAGUCUGUUCAGGAUAAUCACACUUUCAGUAAUCAGGUAAUUGCUCAGAGAACAAAGAGUCUUCAGGGGAAGCUUUUUAAUUUCUCGUUUAGUAAAUCCACAAUAGCCUGUAUCCUCUGGAUUUUGUUUUCAUAUUUCUGGAAGCUGAUUAGAGUCACCAGUUCUUAGUUUAGUGCAUAUUCAGAGGAUUACAUAAGAUAUACUAGUUGGUUGUUAUCCUGUUGUUCAUACAAUCCGGUAAAAAAUAAAAUAAAUGUCGAUGCCCUAAGUCUUUCAAUUCCUAUUUCUAGG